Molecule: messenger RNA, 1197 nt
Organism: Parnassius mnemosyne (clouded apollo)
Lineage: Eukaryota; Metazoa; Arthropoda; Insecta; Lepidoptera; Papilionidae
Source: the annotation of a GenBank genome assembly
AUGUUAGGAAUUAAAACAGAGUAUUUAGAAAUUAGUGAAAACAAUUUUACGUGGCCGGGAGAAAAUGGUACAUUUCAAGAUUUCGGAUCCGUUAAUUACACUAUGCCAUCAGGACCAUGGUAUUGGCCAUGGUGUCCACUGUGGCGAGUUUCACAACAUCCAUUAUUUCAGUUAUCGAACAUGCUCUUCGUGGCAUCCUAUUGCGCUCCAAGUACAAAAAAGGGUCAAUUAUGGAUGCAUACGAUAUUAAUCUUUGGUUUUAUGCUGUAUUCAAUAUGGGCUUGGCACGUUAUAUGCUCCCCGGAUGCAUUUUCGUGGAAUUUUGGAUUUGUAUUCUUAAAUUUGGCCCAAGUCGUGUACCUUGUAUACGAAAUGAGGCCAGUGAAGUUUGAUCCGGAACUAGAAGAGGUCUAUCAUACAUUAUUUGAACCGUUUAAGGUGACAAGAUUACAAUUCAAGCGCAUGGUUUCCCCGGACUUCGCUCAUAUUAUGUCGCUUCACGCAGGAGAAGCGUAUGCCAUGCAGAAUCUGACAAAGACAGAUCGUCUGGGACUACUUUUAUCUGGAAAAGUAAACGUCAUGAGCGGUCACCAAUUCCUGCAUCCCAUCCUACCGUGCGAGUUCUUAGACUCGCCUGAAUUCGAAUCCAGUCGAGCGACGAUCGACGAAAAAUUUAAGGUAUCGAUCGUGGCUGCAUCAUCGUGCCGAUACGUGUACUGGCAACGUACCUCACUCGAGUACCUGUUUGUAAAAGAGCCUUACCUUGCAAGCGUAGUAACAACAUUGAUAGCGCGAGAUAUAACAACAAAAUUAUACGCUAUGAAUAACAAAAUCGUGACAGAGAGAGGAUCUCAUUUAGACAUCAGGUUGCCAAGUAUCUCGCAUGCUCUAGCUAGAAGCCCUAGAAAAUUGCGUUCAGCGAACAAGCCUCCGCCUCCGACAACAGUACAGCCUGUGCCACCUGAAAAACGACCAAAUUAUUGUACGCGCGAUCCAGAGCGCCCCAGUAGCUCGGUGAAACGCAACGGUGUUGCCGGUACCACGUAUGUGGAGGAAGACGAGGAGUUGAUACCUCUCGCGGCUCAUGAAGCACCAGCUGCCUCAUCGGAUGACCUCUCUGUAGCCGACAGCUGCCCGGAUACUUCCUCCAAAUAUCAUAGCUGUGAGGCCGUGGAAACAGACGACGAACUGCGAUAA